This is a messenger RNA of Penaeus monodon (black tiger shrimp), 1047 nucleotides long. RefSeq names its product calphotin-like. NCBI's taxonomy places the organism in Eukaryota, Metazoa, Arthropoda, Malacostraca, Decapoda, Penaeidae. The record is from RefSeq and is a predicted model, not a curated record. Bases 1 to 1047 code for a protein of 348 amino acids. The transcript is spliced from 3 exons.
AUGAAUAAGGUACGCAUUAUUUGCCUGAAUCUACUCUCAAAAUUGAUUAAUUUCUUAAGACAUGGCCCUCAGUCGGCUCUAGCAGUUGGAGACCUAGAUGUUUUAUCCCUUGCUUUGGUCAUUGAAAACCCUUUCUUAGAUGUUUUGAAAGUGCUCGGCAAGGCAUUAUUACUUGACUUGUGUUAUAUUUUGCACAACCUACGACCUGUUCCUGAAGCAGCGCCAGUAAUGCCCGCUGAGCCAGUCAUUGCUGAGUCUCUUGCAGCCGUUCCUGAAGCAGCGCCAGUAAUGCCCGCUGAGCCAGCCAUUGCUGAGUCUCUUGCAGCCGUUCCUGAAGCAGCGCCAGUAAUGCCCGCUGAGCCAGUCAUUGCUGAGUCUUUUGCUGCCGUUCCUGAAGCAGCGCCAGUAAUGCCCGCUGAGCCAGUCAUUGCUGAGUCCUUUGCUGCCGUUCCUGAAACAGCGCCAGUAAUGCCCGCUGAGCCAGUCAUUGCUGAGUCUUUUGCUGCCGUUCCUGAAACAGCGCCAGUAAUGCCCGCUGAGCCAGUCAUUGCUGAGUCUUUUGCUGCCGUUCCUGAAACAGCGCCAGUAAUGCCCGCUGAGCCAGCCAUUGCUGAGUCUUUUGCUGCCGUUCCUGAAACAGCGCCAGUAAUGCCCGCUGAGCCAGUCAUUGCUGAGUCUCUUGCAGCCGUUCCUGAAGCAGCGCCAGUAAUGCCCGCUGAGCCAGUCAUUGCUGAGUCCUUUGCUGCCGUUCCUGAAACAGCGCCUGUAAUGCCCGCUGUGCCAGUCAUUGCUGAGUCUCUUGCUGCCGUUCCUGAAGCAGCGCCAGUAAUGCCCGCUGAGCCAGUCAUUGCUGAGUCCUUUGCUGCCGUUCCUGAAACAGCGCCAGUAAUGCCCGCUGAGCCAGUCAUUGCUGAGUCUCUUGCAGCCGUUCCUGAAACAGCGCCAGUAAUGCCCGCUGAGCCAGUCAUUGCUGAGUCUUUUGGAGCUGAAGCAGCCCUGGAACCUGUUCAGUCAGCAGAAGAAGUGCCUAAGGGCAACACCAACUGA